Molecule: messenger RNA, 1265 nt
Organism: Myzus persicae (green peach aphid)
Lineage: Eukaryota; Metazoa; Arthropoda; Insecta; Hemiptera; Aphididae
Exons: 3
Coding region: 1-1146 (381 amino acids)
Source: RefSeq, a predicted model, not a curated record
AUGGAAGUUUCAAAUGAGAAAACUGAAGAUGAUGCAAGAAAAAGGUAUGGUGUUGAUUAUUCAGUCUGGAAAAGAGCUGACAAUAAAGCUCAAAAAUAUAUUGUAACAUCUGUAGACGAACAGCCAUUAUUAUAUAUUAUGAACUGUGAAACAGCAAAGGAAAUGUGGGACAAAUUGCUCAGCAUAUAUGAACAGAAGUCUGCAACAAGCAUUUCUUUGUUACAAGAAAAAUUCUAUAGUUAUGUUAUGGACCCCGUAGACAGUAUGGCUGGUCACAUAUCAAAACUAGAAAAUUUAAGUAAGCAAUUGGCACAAUCAGGAGAACCAAUAUCUGAUUCAAUGCUGAUGACAAAGAUUCUAAUGACGUUACCAGACACUUAUAAACAUUUUUAUAGUGCUUGGGAUUCAAUGUCAAGUGAGAAUAAAACUUUAACAAACUUGACAUCUAGACUCAUGGUGGAAGAAUCAAGGCAAACUCAAGGACAUGAUGUUCAGAGAGAUAUUGCAGGUAGUGCAUUUUCAGCAAAGAAAUCAUAUGGAACAAAUAAAGAAAAACAUACAAAAAUUGGUAUUUCUGAAAACCAACGGAACAAUGAUAAAAAACCAGGCAAGUAUAAUCAUUGUAAAAAAACAGGGCAUUGGAAAUGUGAAUGCCGGAUUUUCUUAAAAGAACAAAAAGUAAAAAAUAAGAGCGAAUCAAACUCAGGAAAUGCGUUGGUUGGAGUACAAUCAAAGGACAUUGAAAUCAGUGAGUCAGAAAAAUGGUAUGUGAAUUCAGGUGCAAGUGAUCACAUGACCAGUCGAAAAGAAUGGUUCACCAACUAUGAAUUAUUUGAAACUCAAUUACCAGUACGUAUUGGUGAUGGUAAAUAUAUUAUGGCUAUUGGUAAAGGUAAUAUAAAUGUUCAAGCAAAAAUCGGUGAUAAAUGGGUUGUCAGUCAUUUGUCGAAUGUUUUACACGUACCUGAACUUAAGGUAAAUUUGUUUUCGUAUGGAGCAUGCCUUGAAAAAGGUAUAAAAAUGGUGACAGACAGUGACGGCUGUAUAUUUAAAAAAAACAAUCGUAUAGUUGCUAUAGGAGUUCGUGAGAAUAAAAUGUUUUCAAUGGUUCUGAGAAAUGAGAAUAGGACCAUUACAACAGGCUGAUCAAGCAAAUAUUGCAGUUAAAAAUCUCACAUUACUACAGUGGCAUGAAAUUCUAAGUCAUCAGAAUGUUCAACAUGUUCGAAACUACUUGAAACAUAUGUGAAUUCAAUUUACAGAAA